AUGGCCAACUUGAUCACGGUUUUCGGCGCCACUGGAAACCAAGGUGGCUCUGUCAUCGAUGCCAUCCUCAGCGAUCCUCAACUCUCGAAGGAAUUCAAGAUUCGCGGCAUUACUCGCGAUACUUCCAAGAAGUCCGCUCAGGACCUAGCUAAGCGAGGUGUCGAUGUUGUUUCGGCCAAUCUAGACUCCGUGGAGUCCCUUACUUCUGCACUUAAGGGCUCGCACACUGUCUUCCUGGUUACCAAUUAUUGGGAAACAAUGAACGCCGACGUUGAAUACUCCCAGGGCAAGAAUGUGACCGACGUUUGCAAGGCUGUGGGUGUUUCUCACCUCAUGUUCUCUUCGCUUCACCACGUGAAGGAAGAGAGCAAGGGGCGUCUCACCCAUGUUCCCCACUUCGACAGCAAGGCCAACGUCGAGAAGUAUAUCCGUGCUUCAGGACUUGGCUGCAGCUUCAUGCUUCCUGGAUAUUACAUGAGCAACUUUACUCAGAUGCUUAUCCGUGCUGAGGAUGGGUCAUACCAGCUCUUCUACCCUGUUAGCAACGAAGCUCAGUUCCCACUCUUUGAUGCCGCCCAGAAUACCGGUCUCUUUGUGAAGGCCGCACUGAAGCACAAAGAUCAAUUGAAGAACAAGCAGAUCUUGGCCGCUACCAAGUACUAUACCCCUCAGGAAAUUGUCGACACUUUUUCUCAGGUCACUGGUAAGAAGGCUGUGUUCAUUCAAGUUGACGCGGACCAGUACAAAGCCUCUCUGCCUGCCGCUAUUGCCUUGGAAUACCUCGAGAAUCAACUCUUUGUGCAGGACCCAGGCUACUAUCUAGGAGAGCCUCUCGCGCCUAGCCUGAAGCUUCUUGAUGCCCAGCCCACUACUUGGGCGGAGUUCGUCAAGAAGAAUGCUUCCGCCUGGAAAUAA
Penicillium nucicola is the source of this 915-nucleotide messenger RNA. RefSeq names its product NmrA/HSCARG family protein. The record is from RefSeq and is a predicted model, not a curated record. Bases 1 to 915 code for a protein of 304 amino acids. Lineage: Eukaryota; Fungi; Ascomycota; Eurotiomycetes; Eurotiales; Aspergillaceae. The transcript is spliced from 3 exons.